Daphnia carinata is the source of this 936-nucleotide messenger RNA. RefSeq names its product trypsin beta-like. The record is from RefSeq and is a predicted model, not a curated record. Gene Ontology annotation, biological process: proteolysis. Gene Ontology annotation, molecular function: serine-type endopeptidase activity. The transcript has 5 exons. The coding region runs from base 54 to 839 and encodes 261 amino acids. Lineage: Eukaryota; Metazoa; Arthropoda; Branchiopoda; Diplostraca; Daphniidae.
UCCAAUCAGUUUUUGAACCGAACUAGCCGUGUUUCAAGAUCUGAGCAUUCGCCAUGAGAUUCACCACUAGUUCACUUUCCCUUUUCUUUUUUAUUCUAGGCGCUUCGGCGUCACCACUUAUUACAGGGGAUGUGGUGACGGAUGAAGAACGUAUUUUAGGAGGAACUAAAGCCACAGAGGGCGAAUUUCCAUACAUCGUUUCCAUUACAACGAACGGCGAGCAUAUCUGUGGUGGGUUCAUUUACAAUCAACGUUUCAUUGUCACGACAGCUUCAUGCGUCCUAAAUUUGGUGCCAUUUGAUGUUACGAUAGUUGUCGGUCAAGUGUCGCUGAUUUUCAAUGAUCAGUACGAGCGUCGCUACCAAGUCGUGAGCAUCAUCCCUCACGAAAAUUAUGAUCCUGUCCUCGGUGUAAAUAAUCUUGCAGUCAUUGAGACAUCGAGUUCAAUUGCAUUCACUCCUGGUCAUGUUGAGUAUAUAUACUACAACGAAGAUAACAUGACAGUAGGAGCUACCAUCAUGGGCUGGGGAACUACCCAGGAGGAGGGAUUACCUUCAGUUGAUUUGUUAAAGGCAAACGUCACGAUAUCGACCGACUGCGUCGUUUAUGGUAGCGAAGAGUAUCAACCAAACUACAUGAUUUGCGCAGGAAGUCCGACAGCCAGUCCUUGCCAUUAUGACGAUGGCUCACCCCUUGUACAAGGCAACAUAGUAGUCGGUGUUGCAGCGAGAAAUACCGGAUGCGGUGCAAAUUUUUUGCCAACUCUGUACACCCGGUUGUCUUCCUAUUACGCCUGGCUGAACAGGAACGCCGGCCUGCAACCACCAAUGUCUGGCUAACGGAAUUUGUAUCCUGAAAAAAUAAAGAAAAUGAAUGGAAUCCUUAAGUAAAUCCUUGUCAAAUUUUACAAUGUAAAUAAAACGACAUGAAAUAGAA